AUGAGCCUCCCCAAGACUUUCAAACAAGCAGCCUUCAAGGAGAACGGCGGGCCUCUGGUCAUCGAGGAGGUUGAGUUGACUCUUCCCUCCGACGGACAGGUUCUGAUAAAGGUGGAAGCUUGUGGCGUUUGCCAUUCGGACAAGUUCCCCCAGUUCAAUGGCAUGGGGGCUGGUUUCCCUUUCGUCCCUGGUCACGAGUUUAUCGGGAGAGUGGCCGCAGUUCCUUCCGGUGAGAAGAAGUGGAAAGUCGGUGACCGCAUCGGCGGUGGCUGGCAUGGAGGACACGACGGCACAUGCAAUGCUUGCCAAAAAGGCAUGUUCCAGAUGUGCGAUAACAAGGUUAUAAAUGGAGAGACUGUCGGAGGAGGAUAUGCCCAAUACUGCAAGAUUCGCUCCGAGUCAGGGGUCAGAAUCCCCGAAGACAUCGACGCUAAGCUUUACGCACCUGUUCUGUGCGCUGGCGUUGCAACCUUCAACUCUAUCCGCCAGCUCAAUGUGCCUCAUGGAUCGACGGUUGCCAUCCAUGGUAUUGGUGGUCUGGGGCAUCUUGCUAUCCAGUACGCAAACAAACUCGGCUACCGGGUUGUGGCUAUUUCCCGUGGGAGCGACAAGGAAGAGUUUGCAAAGAACCUGGGAGCGCACGAGUAUAUUGAUGCAGCUACCCAAGAUCCUGUCAGCACCCUCAAGGAUUUAGGUGGUGUGUCUCUCAUUGUUUCGACGUCUCCUAACGGCGCGGACAUAACACCGUUACUCGGCGGGCUGGGCCCUCUUGGAAAGUUACUGGUUCUCUCUGUUGCCGGUGACUUGUCGAUUAACGUUCUUACCCUGAUGGGCUACGGACUCUCUGUUCACUCUUGGCCUUCAGGUCAUGCAACAGAUGCAGAAGACACAAUCGCGUUUACCAAGUUGCAUGGGGUCAAUUGUAUGACACAGACAUGGCCGCUAGAACAGGUCAAUGAAGCAUAUAACGCCAUGGUCAGUGGUGACAUACGUUUCCGGGCAGUGAUUACUAUGGAAGACUAG
Clonostachys rhizophaga is the source of this 1023-nucleotide messenger RNA. NCBI's taxonomy places the organism in Eukaryota, Fungi, Ascomycota, Sordariomycetes, Hypocreales, Bionectriaceae. The record is from the annotation of a GenBank genome assembly.